AUGGCCUUCCGAGGCCUUUCUCCAGUUGUGCCACGAAUAUGUCAACGACCCCCGCCAGAAAUAUUCAUAUCCCUCGAAGGGGUGAAAACAGUCGGUGACCUUGUCUCCCGCCAAUCACUAGGCAGUGAGCUCGAUCUCAUGAGCUACGAACGUUACGCUGUCGAAGAGCAUUUCAUAUCUAUAAAGCAUAAGGCCUGGAGGCCCCGUUCCGAUCAAUUAUGUGUGUUUCGAACAAACGAAGAGCUUGAGACACUACUCUUCGUGGUCGAAAACAAAGCUGGCCAUAAACUUCGGCCUGCAAAUCUACGAGUCGGGCUACAACCCUCAAACUUCUGGGAAGAGGUUGUGCAGGCUCACGAAAUCCCCAGUGACCAGGAGGAGAAACUCAUAUACGACACCAAGCAGAUCAGUGGUGCUGCCAUCACACAAAUAUUUGACUACAUGAUCAAGGAAGGGGUCGAGAACGGGUAUUUGACGACUGGUCAGGCUUUUAUUUUCCUUCGUAUCAAGGAAGAUGAUCCGACUACACUAUAUUACCACCUUGCUGAACCUAUUCGAAAUGCUGAAGCUCAGGAUGGCAAUCAUAUCCCCCGUUCUAGCACCGCAAUAGCAUCAGUUCACACGGUAUACUUCAUGGCCUUGGGUCAUGAAGCAGAGAAAAGAGACCAAGAGUGGCGGUCUUGUGCAGUUGUGCAAUUUUCGCUCUUCACACGUGGGCUGUUUGAUGUAGAGUACAUCUUGGCGAAAUUGCCGGCCGAGGAGGGGAGCCGAACACCACCUGAUUCAAGCUACGUCCCAUCAAGCCCGCUUUCCAGUAACAUCCAACAGGAAAAAACUCGACGACCGCGUCGACUGCAAGGUUGCUGUGCGGACCUCGACGGCGCGGACCUCGACGGCGCAACCUACGAUUCACCCUCGGAUAGCUCUGAAGGGGAUGACCCCAGCAACAGCAACACAUGGAUCCAUGAGGGGAAACGAUACGCAGUAGUUAUAUCUCCGCCACGGCCGCCUCCGGCAAAACGACAGCUGGAAUCGCAGUAG
Messenger RNA from Paracoccidioides lutzii Pb01, 1041 nucleotides. RefSeq lists its product as hypothetical. The record is from RefSeq and is a predicted model, not a curated record. The transcript has 3 exons. Bases 1 to 1041 code for a protein of 346 amino acids.